GUGUCUAUAAUAGCUUAUUACUAAUAUUUUAACGCUGAAUUGGUUUCUGGUUUAUUCGAAAUGAAAGAAUUUCUUGUUGGCCUUGCCUUGAUCGCCGUUGUUGCAUCCGAAUGCAAAAUCCCAAUCAAACACUACAAAACUAUGGCUUGCACGGCCGUAACGGAUAGCAAAUCUGAUUGUCCAACAAGGUACGAGUGUCCUAGUAUAACCAAACACGACAACUCAAAAUGUUAUUUCAAUGGAAGAACUUAUGAACUGAGUGAGUCGAUUCCAAACGCGUUAGUGAAUCCCUUCUGCUCAGCGCAAUGCUACUGUCGAAGUGCAUCACCAUUUGCCCAAUUUCGCUGUUCGAAUAUUGAUUGCGCCGACACUUACCAAAAAAUUGGGGAUGACUGUAUUCGCACGUACAAACCGAAUAGUUGUUGUUCAACGGGCAAAGUUUGUGGCGAGGAAAGGAAGAAGUUGGCCACAUGUGUGGUGAAGGGCGCCAAGUACCUAGCUGGUGAGCGCAUGCACCCGACCUCAAAUAAGUGCUUCACCUGCAUCUGCCACGCAGGUUUCAGCGAGGCAAACAUAGCAGUGGAUCCAAAUUGUUACGAAUCAUCCUGCGGGUUUGAAUUGUCCUCUUCCUCCAAGCAGGCAUACAGUGGGGCCGCUCCGGUAUAUUUCGAAGAUGGAUGCUGUCCAUGGGAAUGGAGAAUGCCUAAGGAAUCGGAUAAAUUGGUUGAACAAUCCGGAAAGAAAGUCUCCAGUCAUCCAGCACUGCAGUGCAAAUACGGUAAACUAACUAUGAAUAUUGGCGACAUGUUGAUACCAGAAGUGACUAAUGGAUUUACCUACACUUGUACCUGUGCGAUUCCACCGAUGGUCCAAUGCGCCAGAUCAAAGAAUACUGCCGUCUGAAUCGAUUGUAAACAGUAUUGUAAUAAAU
Sabethes cyaneus is the source of this 931-nucleotide messenger RNA. RefSeq lists its product as uncharacterized. The transcript is spliced from 5 exons. The record is from RefSeq and is a predicted model, not a curated record. The coding region runs from base 61 to 903 and encodes 280 amino acids. NCBI's taxonomy places the organism in Eukaryota, Metazoa, Arthropoda, Insecta, Diptera, Culicidae.